Messenger RNA from Cinclus cinclus, 926 nucleotides. It is a transcript of the gene NOL7, whose product is annotated as nucleolar protein 7. Lineage: Eukaryota; Metazoa; Chordata; Aves; Passeriformes; Cinclidae. Gene Ontology annotation, molecular function: RNA binding. The record is from RefSeq and is a predicted model, not a curated record. Gene Ontology annotation, cellular component: nucleus. Bases 151 to 861 code for a protein of 236 amino acids. The transcript has 8 exons.
UAAAGGGGCGGCGGUAGCGGCCACCUCCCGAGUGAUGUCUGUGUGCGUGCGCGAAUCCCGCGGGGCGGGGCGGGAGGCGUAGGGCGGUGUCCCGGAGCUCGGCAUUCCCCGGCGGAAGGCGGGAGCGGUUCCGGGGCGGGCGGCACGGCCAUGGCGCCCCGGCAGAAGGCGAAGGCGGCGGCCGCGGGGAAGCGCAGGGUUCCCGCCCCGCUGGCCAGCCCGGCCUCCUCCUCGGAGGACGAGGCGGACGAGGCCCCGGACGAGGUGCCCUUCGGCGUGGCGAGGGAGGCGGCCGAGGCCGAGUGGAAGGUCGUGGGGGAAGCGGCCCGGAGGCACCGGGAGCUGCUGAAGGAGAAGCGGCGGCGGCACCAGGAGCUUUUCGCGGAGCAGAAGAAGCGUAAGCUGCUGCCCGAGGCUGUGCUGCAGGAGCUGCAGGAACUGCAGGAUGUGUCCACACGGCCCGCUGAGCAAGCUGAGGCAGAUGACCCAGUUACUCUAGGUGAAGAACUUGAAGCUGAGGCUGUACCGCUGGACGAAGGGCAGGCCAAAGUGCAGGAGAAGAAAGGCAAGAGGAGCAAGGGUGCCAGGACAAAAGGGAACUACAUGGCCGUGUGCUUGAAAGACCACAGUGUAACAGGCCUCCACCAACAGCUCGCCAAAGACUUCCUAAAUGCUCAGCUCUAUGGACCACACACCAACCGGGUACAGGCAAAUGAAUUUUUUUCCCUUGCAAACAAGAAAGCCCCAGUCAAGAAAGCUGCAGUUCAGUUUGUGGACAAGUCUUGGGGGCAAGAUAAAAAGGAAAAAGCAGCAAGGUUUAAGAAACAUUGGCUGGCAACACAGAUUAAAAGUGGAGUCUGAAGACAGCUUUUUCAGAAGAUGCUGCUAAGGAUUUUUAGUGACAGUUGAUCUCAGUACAAAACAGG